This is a messenger RNA of Urocitellus parryii (Arctic ground squirrel), 9847 nucleotides long. It is a transcript of the gene Nav3, whose product is annotated as neuron navigator 3. Gene Ontology annotation, molecular function: protein binding; ATP hydrolysis activity; ATP binding. The record is from RefSeq and is a predicted model, not a curated record. NCBI's taxonomy places the organism in Eukaryota, Metazoa, Chordata, Mammalia, Rodentia, Sciuridae. Gene Ontology annotation, biological process: neurogenesis; nervous system development.
AGAUGAAGGGAAGUUUUGCCUCUUUCUGAAAGUUAUGUUAUUAGUUAAAAGAAAAAAAAAAUCAGGAUGACUGCUAGUUUUGUUUAAAGUAUUUGUUCUGGAAAUACUAAAGUUGGAGUCGACCAGACUGAGGUUAGGAGCAUUUUCUUUGGCAGCAAAAAGAUACUUUUAUAGAAGCCAUGCCUGUACUUGGGGUUGCCUCCAAACGGAGACAGCCAGCUGUUGGGUCAAAGCCUGUUCACACUGCUCUUCCGAUACCAAAUCUUGGCACUACUGGGUCACAGCACUAUUCUUCAAGAUCUUUGGAACUUGCUGAAACAGAAAGCUCAAUGCUUUCUUGUCAGCUCACAUUAAAAUCAACCUGUGAAUUUGGAGAGAAGAAGUCCCUACAAGGAAAAUCCAAGGAGAAAGAAGACAGCAAGAUUUACACUGACUGGGCCAACCACUACCUAGCAAAAUCAGGCCACAAGCGGCUGAUCAAGGAUUUGCAACAGGACAUCGCAGAUGGAGUACUGCUAGCAGAAAUCAUCCAAAUCAUUGCAAAUGAAAAAGUUGAAGAUAUCAAUGGAUGUCCUAGAAGUCAGUCUCAGAUGAUUGAAAAUGUUGAUGUCUGCCUUAGUUUUCUAGCAGCCAGAGGAGUAAAUGUUCAAGGUCUUUCUGCUGAAGAAAUAAGAAAUGGAAACCUAAAAGCCAUUCUAGGACUGUUUUUUAGUUUGUCUCGCUACAAACAGCAACAACACCAUCAACAACAGUACUACCAGUCCUUGGUGGAACUUCAGCAGAGAGUCACUCACACUUCGCCUCAGUCGGAAGCCAAUCAGGCCAAAACCCAACAAGAUAUGCAGUCCAGUCUGACAGCCAGAUAUGCAACUCAGUCUAAUCACAGUGGAAUUGCAACCAGUCAAAAAAAGCCUACUAGGCUUCCAGGACCCUCUAGGGUGCCAGCUGCAGGCAGCAGCAGCAAAGUCCAGGGAGCCUCCAAUUUAAAUAGAAGAAGUCAGAGCUUUAACAGCAUUGACAAAAACAAGCCUCCAAAUUAUGCAAAUGGAAAUGAAAAAGAUUCCUCCAAAGUCCCUCAACCGUCUUCAGGUGUAAAUGGUAACAUGCAGCCUCCCAGCACUGCUGGCCAGGCCCCUGCCUCUGCCAUCCCUUCUCCUAGUGCCAGCAAGCCCUGGCGCAGCAAGUCCAUGAAUGUCAAGCACAGUGCCACCUCUACCAUGCUGACCGUGAAGCAGCCAAGCCCAGCCACCUCUCCCACACCAUCCUCCGACAGACUGAAGCCACCCGCCUCGGAAGGGGUCAAAACUGCGCCUUCGGGUCAGAAAUCCAUGCUUGAAAAGUUCAAGCUGGUUAAUGCCCGGACUGCUCUACGUCCACCACAGUCUUCGAGUUCAGGACCUAGUGAUGGUGGGAAGGAUGAUGAUGCCUUUUCUGAAUCUGGUGAAAUGGAAGGUUUUAACAGUGGCCUGAAUAGUGGUGGCUCAACGAAUAGCAGUCCCAAAGUGUCACCUAAAUUGGCCCCUCCAAAAGCUGGAAGCAAAAAUCUCAGCAAUAAAAAGUCUUUGCUACAGCCAAAGGAAAAAGAGGAGAAGAACAGGGACAAAAAUAAAGUUUGCACUGAAAAACCAGUCAAGGAAGAGAAGGAUCAGGUGACGGAGACAACUCCUAAAAAGACCUCUAAAAUUGCAAGCUUGAUCCCAAAGGGCAGCAAGACGACAGCAGCCAAGAAGGAAAGCUUAAUUCCAUCUUCCAGUGGGAUUCCAAAACCAGGCUCAAAGGUUCCAACAGCAAAGCAAACCAUUUCAUCUAGCAGCGCAGCAAGCAAAGAGUCUGAAAAAUUCAGGACUACCAAGGGAAGCCCUUCCCAGUCCUUACCUAAGCCCAUAACCACUGAGAAAGCAAGUGCAUCCAACUGCCCUGCUCCUCUGGAAGGGAGGGAAGCUGGCCAUGCUUCUCCUUCCAAUUCCUGUACUGUGCCAGUGGUGCAAAGCAGUGGGCAGAGCACAGGAAAUGGUGCUGUCCAUCUCCCUCAGCAGCAGCAACACAGUCACCCAAACACUGCCACAGUGGCUCCAUUCAUUUACAGAGCACAUUCAGAAAAUGAAGGUACCUCUUCACCAUCUGCUGAUUCCUGCACCAGUCCUACAAAGAUGGACUCCUUGUAUAGUAAGACUGCUAAGCAGUGCCUAGAGGAGAUAUCUGGUGAAGACCCUGAAACAAGAAGAAUGAGAACAGUUAAAAACAUUGCAGAUUUGAGGCAGAAUUUAGAAGAAACUAUGUCUAGUCUUCGUGGGACCCAAAUAAGCCACAGCACCCUGGAGACAACAUUUGACAGCACUGUGACAACAGAAGUGAAUGGAAGGACCAUACCUAACCUGACAAGUCGACCCACUCCCAUGACCUGGAGGCUGGGCCAGGCAUGUCCCCGCCUGCAGGCGGGUGAUGCUCCUUCCAUGGGUGCUGGCUACCCACGUAGCGGUACCAGUCGGUUCAUCCACACUGACCCCUCCAGGUUCAUGUACACAACGCCUCUCCGCAGAGCUGCCGUCUCACGGCUGGGAAACAUGUCACAGAUUGACAUGAGCGAGAAAGCAAGCAGUGACCUGGACAUGUCUUCUGAAGUGGAUGUUGGUGGAUAUAUGAGUGAUGGUGAUAUUCUUGGGAAAAGUCUCAGAACUGAUGACAUCAACAGUGGGUACAUGACAGAUGGAGGGCUUAACCUGUACACUCGGAGUCUGAAUCGAAUACCAGACACAACUACUUCAAGAGAUGUCAUUCAGAGAGGUGUUCAUGAUGUGACCGUGGAUGCAGACAGCUGGGAUGAUAGCAGUUCUGUGAGCAGUGGCCUGAGUGACACCCUCGAUAACAUCAGCACUGAUGACCUGAACACCACGUCUUCAGUCAGUUCUUAUUCCAACAUCACUGUCCCUUCCAGAAAGAACACUCAGCUGAAGACGGAUUCGGAGAAACGUUCCGCAGCAGAUGAGACCUGGGACAGUCCCGAGGAGCUGAAAAAAAUAGAAGAGGAUUUUGACAGUCAUGGCGAUGGAGGUAGCAAGUGGAAGAGUAGCUCCUCGGGACUCCCUGAGGACCCCGAGAAGACCGGCCAGAAAGCUUCCCUGUCUGUUUCUCAAACGGGUUCCUGGAGGAGAGGCACAUCCGCCCAGGGAGGGACUCCCGCCAGACAGAAAGCUGGGACAAGUGCACUCAAGACUCCUGGGAAAACCGAUGAUGCCAAAGCUUCUGAGAAAGGGAAAACUCCCCUGAAAGGAUCCUCCCUACAAAGGUCUCCUUCAGAUGCAGGGAAAAGCAGUGGAGAUGAGGGGAAAAAGCCCCCCUCAGGCAUUGGAAGAUCCACUGCCACCAGCUCAUUUGGAUUUAAGAAACCAAGUGGAGUAGGGUCUUCUACUAUGAUCACUAGCAGCGGAGCGACUAUAACAAGCGGCUCGGCAACACUGGGCAAAAUCCCCAAAUCAGCCGCCAUUGGUGGGAAGUCAAAUGCAGGGAGAAAAACCAGUUUGGAUGGUUCACAGAAUCAAGAUGACGUUGUGCUGCAUGUGAGCUCCAAGACCACCCUACAGUACCGCAGCUUGCCUCGCCCUUCAAAGUCCAGCACCAGUGGUAUUCCUGGACGAGGUGGCCACAGGUCCAGUACCAGCAGUAUUGACUCCAAUGUCAGCAGCAAGUCAGCUGGUGCCACCACCUCAAAACUAAGAGAACCAACUAAGAUUGGGUCGGGGCGCUCAAGCCCUGUCACUGUCAACCAAACAGACAAGGAGAAAGAAAAAGUAGCAGUCUCAGAUUCAGAGAGUGUUUCUUUGUCAGGUUCCCCUAAAUCCAGCCCCACCUCUGCCAGUGCCUGUGGCACUCAAGGGCUCAGGCAGCCAGGAUCCAAGUAUCCAGAUAUUGCUUCACCUACAUUUCGAAGGUUGUUUGGUGCCAAGGCAGGUGGCAAAUCUGCCUCUGCACCUAAUACGGAGGGUGUGAAAUCCUCCUCAGUAAUGCCCAGCCCUAGUACCACAUUAGCGCGACAAGGCAGUCUGGAAUCACCGUCGUCUGGUACGGGCAGCAUGGGCAGUGCUGGAGGGCUAAGUGGCAGCAGCAGCCCACUCUUCAAUAAACCCUCAGACUUAACUACAGAUGUUAUAAGCUUAAGUCACUCCUUGGCCUCCAGUCCAGCAUCGGUUCACUCUUUCACGUCAGGUGGUCUUGUGUGGGCUGCCAAUAUGAGCAGUUCCUCUGCCGGCAGCAAGGACACUCCGAGUUACCAGUCCAUGACUAGCCUCCAUACGAGCUCUGAGUCCAUUGACCUGCCCCUCAGCCAUCAUGGCUCCCUGUCUGGACUGACCACAGGCACUCACGAGGUUCAGAGCCUGCUCAUGAGAACGGGUAGUGUGAGAUCUACUCUCUCAGAAAGCAUGCAGCUUGACAGAAAUACACUACCCAAAAAGGGACUAAGAUAUACCCCAUCAUCUCGGCAGGCCAACCAAGAAGAAGGCAAAGAGUGGCUGCGUUCUCAUUCCACUGGAGGGCUGCAGGAUACUGGCAACCAGUCACCUCUGGUCUCCCCUUCUGCCAUGUCAUCUUCUGCUACAGGAAAAUACCACUUUUCUAACUUGGUGAGUCCAACCAAUCUGUCUCAGUUUAACCUUCCUGGGCCCAGCAUGAUGCGCUCCAACAGCAUCCCAGCCCAGGACUCUUCCUUUGAUCUCUAUGAUGACUCCCAGCUUUGUGGGAGCGCCACUUCUCUGGAGGAAAGGCCACGGGCCAUCAGUCAUUCAGGAUCAUUCAGAGACAGCAUGGAAGAAGUUCAUGGCUCUUCGUURUCAUUGGUUUCCAGCACUUCUUCUCUUUACUCUACAGCUGAGGAAAAGGCUCAUUCAGAGCAAAUUCAUAAACUACGGAGAGAGCUGGUUGCAUCUCAAGAAAAAGUUGCUACCCURACAUCUCAACUUUCAGCAAAUGCUCACCUUGUAGCAGCUUUUGAAAAGAGUUUAGGGAAUAUGACUGGCCGAUUGCAAAGUCUAACCAUGACAGCGGAACAAAAGGAGUCUGAACUUAUAGAACUAAGGGAGACCAUUGAAAUGCUGAAGGCCCAGAACUCUGCUGCCCAGGCGGCCAUUCAGGGGGCCCUAAAUGGCCCAGACCACCCUCCAAAAGAUCUCCGCAUCAGAAGACAACAUUCCUCUGAAAGUGUUUCCAGUAUCAACAGUGCCACAAGCCAUUCCAGCAUUGGCAGUGGUAAUGAUGCUGACUCCAAGAAAAAGAAAAAGAAAAACUGGGUGAACUCUAGAGGAAGUGAGCUGAGAAGUUCUUUCAAACAAGCCUUUGGAAAGAAAAAGUCCACCAAGCCCCCAUCUUCACAUUCAGACAUUGAAGAACUUACUGAUUCAUCUCUCCCCGCAUCUCCCAAGUUGCCCCAUAGUGCUGGUGACUGCGGUUCCRCAUCCAUGAAGCCCUCUCAAUCUACCUCAGCGUCACCUCUUAUCUGGCCACCAAAGAAACGACAAAAUGGCCCUGUGAUCUACAAGCAUAGAUCCCGGAUCUGUGAAUGCACAGAGGCUGAGGCAGAAAUAAUUCUGCAGCUGAAGAGCGAGCUCAGAGAAAAGGAAUUAAAAUUAACAGAUAUUCGGUUGGAGGCCCUCAGCUCUGCUCAUCAUCUUGAUCAGAUCCGGGAAGCCAUGAACCGGAUGCAGAAUGAAAUUGAGAUACUGAAGGCUGAGAACGACCGGUUGAAGGCUGAGACUGGUAACUCUGCAAAGCCUGCACGGCCACCUUCUGAGUCCUCUAGCAGCACCUCCUCUUCCUCUUCAAGGCAAUCCCUCGGGCUGUCUCUCAACAACCUGAACAUCACAGAGUCCGUUACCUCAGAUAUUUUGCUAGAUGAUGCUGGAGAUGCAACUGGACACAAAGAUGGCCGCAGUGUGAAAAUUAUAGUCUCCAUAAGCAAGGGCUAUGGUCGAGCAAAGGAUCAGAAAUCUCAGGCAUAUUUGAUAGGAUCCAUUGGUGUUAGUGGAAAAACCAAAUGGGAUGUCUUAGAUGGUGUAAUUAGACGUCUCUUUAAGGAAUAUGUACUUCGAAUCGAUACAUCCUCCAGCCUUGGUCUGAGCUCUGACUGCAUUGCCAGUUACUGUAUAGGAGACUUAAUUAGAUCCCAGAACCUCGAAGUGCCUGAACUGCUGCCGUGUGGGUACCUUGUUGGUGAUAACAACAUCAUCACUGUGAACCUGAAAGGGGUAGAAGAAAACAGUUUGGACAGUUUUGUUUUUGAUACACUGAUUCCUAAACCAAUUACCCAAAGGUACUUUAACUUGUUGAUGGAGCAUCACAGAAUUAUACUCUCAGGACCCAGUGGUACUGGAAAGACCUAUUUAGCAAACAAACUUGCUGAAUAUGUAAUAACCAAAUCUGGAAGGAAAAAAACAGAGGAUGCAAUUGCCACUUUUAAUGUGGAUCACAAGUCAAGUAAGGAAUUGCAACAAUAUCUAGCUAACCUGGCUGAACAGUGCAGUGCUGAUAAUAAUGGUGUAGAGCUCCCAGUUGUAAUAAUUCUUGAUAAUCUUCAUCAUGUGGGCUCUUUGAGUGAUAUCUUCAAUGGUUUCCUCAACUGUAAAUAUAGCAAAUGUCCAUAUAUUAUUGGAACAAUGAAUCAGGGAAUUUCUUCAUCACCGAAUCUAGAGCUGCACCACAAUUUCAGAUGGGUAUUGUGUGCAAACCACACAGAACCAGUGAAAGGCUUUUUAGGCAGAUAUCUUCGAAGGAAACUGAUAGAGAUGGAAAUUGAAAGGAACAUACGCAAUAAUGACUUAGUCAAAAUUAUAGAUUGGAUUCCUAAGACGUGGCAUCAUCUGAACAGUUUUUUGGAAACACACAGUUCUUCUGAUGUUACAAUUGGUCCCCGACUUUUCCUUCCUUGCCCCAUGGAUGUAGAAGGUUCUAGAGUGUGGUUCAUGGAUCUUUGGAACUAUUCUUUGGUACCUUAUAUUCUGGAGGCAGUGAGAGAGGGUCUUCAGAUGUAUGGGAAGCGUGCACCCUGGGAAGAUCCCUUAAAGUGGGUGCUUGACACAUACCCUUGGAGCUCAGCCUCUCUGCCUCAGGAAGGACCAGCAUUACUUCAGUUGCGACCGGAAGAUGUUGGGUAUGAGGGCUGCACCUCUGCUAAGGAAGCCACAACCUCAAAGCACAUUCCACAGACAGACACUGAGGGGGACCCCCUGAUGAAUAUGCUAAUGAAACUCCAAGAAGCAGCCAAUUACUCCGGCACACAAAGCUGCGACAGYGGUAGCACCAGCCACCAUGAAGACAUUUUGGAUUCGUCUCUUGAAUCCACCCUUUAGAGGGUGGACAGAGUUAGGGGAAAAGAUGAUGCUUUAAAAAAAAAAAAAGUGUUUUAAAAGAAAGGUAUUUUCACUAAACCACUGCCAGUAUAAAAGCACCCUGUCAGGGGCCCUGACCCAGAGUCGUGGUCUUCAAGGAGGCAGCAGAACUAAGUCUGAAUCGCCAAGAUGCUAAAUUGAAAUGGGAGCUUAACUUUAUUUUAUUUCUAGGCAUUUUUUAUAUCCAUGGAGUAAGAGAAGGCUCCAUUACUCAACUGGAAAGGACCCUAAUGACAGGGCAACUGAAGAGAUUGCACAUGGGAUAGCCAAACUGGACUUUAGUUUCUUCCUCUUUAAAAGUUUACAAUGCAGACCUUUUUUUGUCCCUUCCUUCUGUUUCCUCUGAGGGGCUGUUCUCCCCAGGCAGGGUCCAUUCUUCUGAUCCGUCCAACCUCCUCUGUGCCGCAUGGUGCUGGUCACAGGGCUCCAGUAGUGUUUGUGUUGUGCGCUCACCCCAUUCCAGAAUGAAUCCAAGAGGCCAGUCCUCCAUAAGCACAAGUGGAAUUGUGCAACCACCAGAAAAAACACUACUGUGGCAAACUGGAGAAGUGCCAACUCAAUUCUAACUGCCAUGGUCUCAUGACGUGCGCCACCCACUUUUUAGUGUAUGAGUCCCAGGUUUUAUAAGGUUGUUUUUACCACCGUGGUCUUUUUAAACCACCUGCCCACUCCCUUAACAAGAGUUUUAUACCAAUUAUUAGUCAACACUGACAAAAGGCUUUCUUAGGGCUUUAUUUGUUUGAGCCUUUUCAGUGAAAGAAGGAACAUUUCCUAUGGUGCUGUCUCACUGCCUUAAAACAGAUUUCUACAACAGGUUAGUUAACAGUUGGUUUAAAUCCUAAACCAUUGGUAAUUUCCACUGUCUUUUCAUUUACAACCAAGAACACCAGUUAUCACAGUAGCUUCAUCUCUCUAUAUCAUUUUUUUUGUUUUGUUUUGAAGAAAUGGAUAGGAGAAAGAUCAGUAUUUUUAUCUCAUGAAUAGAUUGCUUUGCCUAUCCUCAAAGUAUUCGAGUAAUCCAGAAACCCUCUUUGACCGUCACAGAAAAGCAGAGACGUGGCUAAAUUCCAUCCAGUUUUAAGUGAAAGAGUUUCAGAAGGUGGGAGAUUUUGAAUUUGUAUCCAGCAGAGCUGGAAGCACUAGAUGCAGCAUGAGCACAACUAUUUGGCUUUCCUUCCCUAUUCUUUCUUAUAUAUUUUUUUUWAAAAAAUUAGUUUUGACGCAUGUUGUUUUGAUUGCUAUUGUUGUACAUGAGAAAUUCAGCAUUAAAGAACACUGAAGCAGUAAAGUCACUGUGGAAGAGGAAGCGUUGAUACUGUAAAAGAAGGUUAGAUUUGCACAGUCUACUGGGUAGGUAUUGUAAAUAAUAAUUUUUCAAACUUGCACAAAUCAAAUCAAGCAAACAAAAUUGUAUUUUAUCCCGUUGGUGUUAAGAGGUGUUUCACUUGCUGAGAUUUCCUGUACGUUGCAAACAAAUACAGAAUGCAAACCCUCAAAGCUGUUAUUAUCUGGUGUGUUUGUCCUGUGUUUACAGUUGGUAUGACUAUGCAGGAGCUAUCAGUGCUAGAGUGAGCAUGCUUCAAAACUGUACAUGAAGCCAAUACAUUUUUGGAUAAAUAAAACUGUCUGAGAGUACAUCUGUUGUGGCAGGCUUUAAAGAGAGUGCAUGAAAACUGAUCAGUCAUUGGAGAAGUUACCAUCACACACAGAGGACAGGUGUUAGGUUUAUGAAACCCAAGGGCUAGGCCAUGGCAUAGACUAGUUCUGUGAGUGUGAAAAAGUGUGACCUUUAGGACGUGUAAUUGGUGCUAUCCUCUGUGACCACCCAUGGGUCAGUUGCUACAGAACAAUAACAUCAACCCAAGACAUCAGUGCCGCUUUCAGAGUGUUUCUAAGUGCAUAGGUCCUUACAUGGUGCUAUUGCCCUGAGGGAAUUGGAGCUGAAUUUAUGCACAUAGAAUUGUCACCCUGACUUUGAAGCCUCAAACAUGGAUCAAAUCUGUUGUGCACCAUCAAUUUAUGUAGCUGGAUGAGUGACUAGUUGCCCUUGUAUAAUAUGUGAUCUAAGAAAAUUGCUAAUCUUUCCCUGCCAUUUUGAGAAACACAGUCCAAACAUGAGCAUAAACAGAAAUUCCUGCAAUACAUGCCAGUAGGUCCACCUAGUUUACAACUUAAACUAGUUUGUGAAACAUUUGUCUGUAUACAUUUUAUAUUUUGUACAUUUUGAUGUAACAUAUCAUGUAAAUAGGCAGAAACAGUGAAAUAAAUCAUCUGAAAAGUUUUGUAGUCUUUGUAAAGCCCCAACAAUAAGUACUUGGUGUCAAUGGACUUAACUGGAUGACGUAUUUUCUAUUGGUUUAUUGUUCCUCUAGCUUGUAAACCAGCUUGCAUAUAUUUUUUUGCAAAUGUGCACCCUGUAUCUGUCUAAAUUAUUACUUUGCCAUUAAAGUGGAAUUAUUUAUUGACAACAA